Leucoraja erinaceus (little skate) is the source of this 6140-nucleotide messenger RNA. RefSeq names its product engulfment and cell motility protein 2. The transcript is spliced from 23 exons. The coding region runs from base 227 to 2446 and encodes 739 amino acids. Gene Ontology annotation, biological process: cell motility; actin filament organization. The record is from RefSeq and is a predicted model, not a curated record. NCBI's taxonomy places the organism in Eukaryota, Metazoa, Chordata, Chondrichthyes, Rajiformes, Rajidae.
GCACCAACGGGACGGGUUGCUUCCUAGCUGGUCCUGCCCUUCACACAGAGAGACGAGCCGGCGGUGCGGUGUAUCGAAUAGUGUGGCUGAGGCAGAACUGGGAAGAGGACGUCGGGUUUGCUGAAGGAGACUGCAGCCUGAGCUCAGAUUUGAGCUCCCAAUGUGUCCCCAUGCUGGUCGGUCUCUUUGAGUUGCAGUAGAAGAGGUGCUGGACGGUCUGUUCCCAAUGCCACCCCCAUCAGACAUUGUGAAGGUGGCAAUCGAAUGGCCAGGAGCUAAUGCCCAGCUGAUCGAAAUAGACCAGAAAAAACCACUGAUUGCAAUAAUCAGAGAGGUUUGCGAUGGGUGGUCCUUGCCAAACCCAGAACACUACACACUGCGUUACGCUGAUGGGACUCAGCUGUACAUCACCGAGAAGACUCGCAAUGAAAUCAAAAAUGGGACUAUUCUGCGGCUGGCUAUCUCCCCAAAUCGUGCAGCCCGUCAGCUGUUGGAGAGGAUCCAGUCCUCGUGCCUGGACUCGCGACUGGAUGCUCUGAAGGAGCUGGCCAAGCUCUCAGCCGAUGCCACCUUUGCUACUGAAUUCAUCAACAUGGAAGGAAUUUUUAUCUUGAUGUUGCUGGUGGAGAGUGGAACCAACAACUUGCUGGAUAAAUUCAGCUUUGGGGAAAUGCUGGCCUUCACACUGACGGCCUUCCUGGAGCUCAUGGACCACGGUAUCAUCUCCUGGGAUAUGAUCUCCACUGCUUUCAUCAAACAGAUUGCAAGCUAUGUCAACCAAACGACGGUGGAUGCUUCCAUCCUGCAGAGGUCUCUGGCCAUUCUAGAGAGCAUGGUGUUGAACAGCCAGAGCUUGUACAAGAAAGUGGCCGAGCAGAUCACUGUGGGACAGCUGAUUGCACAUCUUCAGGUAUCGAACCAGGAGAUCCAGACGUAUGCAAUUGCACUCAUCAAUGCUUUAUUCUUGAAAGCACCAGAGGACCGAAGGCAGUCUGUUCUUCCCUCCUCAGAAGGGGAGGAUUCUGAUCUCCAUCUACCUUUGACAGAAAUGUCCAAUGUCCUGGCACAGAAGCAGCUACGGUCCAUAAUAUUAAAUCAUAUUAUUCGAGGAAAUCGUGCAAUAAAAACAGAAAUGGCCCAUCAACUUUACGUCCUUCAAGUUUUAACAUUCAAUCUGCUGGAGGAGCGAAUGAUGACCAAGAUGGACCCUCAGGAUCAGUCACAAAGGGACAUAAUUUUUGAACUUCGAAAAAUUGCCUUUGAUGCUGAAUAUGAUCCAAACAGCAGUAGCAGCCUUGAGAAGCGCAAAGCCAUGUAUGCAAGGGAUUAUAAAAUGCUGGGAUUCAUGAAUCAUGUCAACCCAGCCAUGGACUUUACCCAGACUCCUCCUGGAAUGCUGGCACUGGACAACAUGCUGUACCUCGCAAAACUCCAUCAGGACAUGUACAUCAGGAUUGUCCUGGAAAACAGCAGUCGAGAGGACAAACACGAAUGUCCUUUUGGACGCAGCAGCAUCGAGCUGACUAAGAUGAUGUGUGAAAUCCUGCAAGUUGGAGAGCUGCCUAAUGAAGGCUGCAAUGAGUACCAUCCUAUGUUUUUUACUCACGAUCGAGCUUUUGAGGAGUUCUUCUGCGUCUGCAUCCAGCUACUGAACAAAACGUGGAAGGAAAUGAGAGCAACAUCAGAGGACUUCAACAAGGUAAUGCAAGUGGUGCGUGAGCAGAUAACAAGGUCCCUGAGUACAAAGCCAAACUCUCUGGAUCAGUUUAAGAAUAAAGUCCGUUGCAUGAGUUACUCCGAGAUCCUGAGGCUGCGCCAGUCUGAGAGAAUGAGCCAGGAUGACUUCCAGUCGCCACCAAUCAUUGAGCUACGGGAGAAGAUUCAACCCGAGGUGGUGGAGCUUAUCAAACAGCAGCGUCUAAACAGACUUUGCGAGGGCACUAGUUUCCGUAAAGUUAGCAAUCGUAGGCGGCAAGAUAAGUUCUGGUAUUGUCGACUAUCUCUCAAUCAUAAAGUUUUGCACUAUGGAGACCUGGACGAGAACCCACAAGGUGAAGUGGCCUUUGAGUCACUGCAGGAAAAACUUCCUGUUGCAGAUAUUAAAGCUGUGGUAACUGGGAAAGACUGUCCCCAUAUGAGAGAGAAGAGUGCCCUGAAACAAAAUAAGGAAGUCCAAGAAUUGGCUUUCUCAAUCCUACACGAUCCAGAUGAAGCUCUAAACUUUAUUGCUCCAAACAAGUAUGAGUACUGUAUCUGGACCGAUGGACUUAAUGCCCUUCUGGGAAAAGAAAUGACUAGUGAACUGACCAAGAAUGAUCUGGAUACUCUGCUGAGUAUGGAACUUAAACUACGACUGCUGGACCUGGAGAACAUACAGAUUCCAGAGGCACCUCCUCCCAUUCCUAAAGAGCCAAGCAGCUAUGACUUUGUGUAUCACUAUGGCUGAACAACAGUGUGACCAACACCUGUCAAGCACAAAGACAAUUAAAACAAAAACACCCAACCAAUAAUGCCCUAUUUGACCAGCUGUUUAAGUGACCCCUUUGUUAAGAAACAUGCAAAAUCCUAUCAUCUAUGGUGAGGCAGCAUAACGGGAAGCAAAGGUACAAACCUGGUGUGUUUUUGUUCGGUAUAAUGUAAACAAACAGAAAACUGGUCCCCUUUACAAAGAGGUAUAUAGCCCAGUCUUUUUUUGACAGGUUGAACAAUUUGGUGAAUAAUGUGAUUUGAUACAGUGAAGUUUGUAUGCUGUUUAAUGUUCAAUCAAGCUAACUAGAUCUUUCACUGUAUUAGGCAAUCCUCCGAAUGCUAUUCCACCUUUAGGAUUAUGUAUAUUUUAAUACUGUAAUACAGCACAUGCAAAUUGUCACAGCACAAAUUUACAAAGAGAGCCUUGUGCACUUACCAUUUCUUGGAUUGUCUGUGAGUUUGUUGCACGGAGAUGCUUUCUACUCUCUCGUGGUUCUUACUUUGAGGACCAACUUUUAUUUUUCUUUCUUUAUUCAAAUGUAUUCUUAUUUAGCCAAAUCUCUGCUUCAGCACCAUCAGUUUUCCAGUGGUAAAGUAAGAUGCAAGGACAAUUGGAAAUACUAGCACAUAGAUGAUUGGAUCGAGAGUGCAGUGCAUCCAUUAACGUUCCAUGAUUUGAUAUUGUACAUAAUUCGUGCUUCACUUUUCUCUUUAAAUUAUCUACAAUAUAAUUAGAUCAGAGCCUUGUAUCUUAUUUUGAUUACAUAUCCCAAGUCCAUAUCAUUUUUAAAGUCCAGGAGCACAUGUUAGGCAGGAGUGAAUAAUGACUAGUAUUGGUUUAUUAUUGUCGCCUGCACCAAGAUACAGUGAAAAACAUUGCGUACUAUCCUAAUAUAAAAUCAAAUCACAAUAUACAUGAGUACAAUCAAGCCAUACAUAAAUAUAACAGAUUGUCAUUGAAAAUGAAAUCUGAUGCAGAAUAUAAUGUUACAGUGUAGUUACAAUGUACAGUUAGAGACAUUUUCUUUUAAAGUGCAAGGUCUGUAAUGAGGUGGGUUACACAGGUUGAAUGGUUACACAGUUGCAUGGUACUAGGUAUGCUUAAAACCGUUUGAACUUCAGGAAAUCAGUCUUAUUGCUUUGUCUCAGCUUUUGCAUUUCAAUUGAGACCUUAGCACAGGAAUUGAACAGGUACUUGAAUGGAUUGUAUUAAAGAAACUGAAAAUAUUCAUUUUGUGUUGGCGAAGUAUAUGAAUGAAGUUGACUAGAUUAUAGACUGAACUUAAACCAUACUUGAAUAAUAGGCAAAAAUACUAAUUUGAACAAUUCAUAUUACUGAAUUAAAUCAGUCAAUCAAUGAUAGCUAUAGUAUUACUGUAAAUAAAAUGACCAUUAAUCAAUAGUUUUAGGCAUUCCUCUCUAAUCAGUAGCGUUUUUAAUCUUAAACUAAUUCUGUCACUAGGUAAAAUAAUACUUUCAAUGGCAAACCUGUGUUUCAUUGAGGUCAGAAUAAAGAUUUCCAGACUGGAAACAAUUUAUGGCCGGUCUCGUUUCUGCUCCCAUGCUACUGUGAUUUUAACUGACACCUUUAAAAAUACUUCACUUAAUUAUAGGAUGCAGGAACACAUAAAUACUGAAGAGAAUGUGAUAACUGAAACCACUUAAAUGUUUUUUGUUGCUUUGGCUGACUGGUUUUUACUUUGAGGUAGUCAUUGACUCUACAGGGAAACCAAGAAGUAAUAAAGAUUUAAAAGCAAGGCGCACAACUUCAUACUGUAUCAUAACUUCUAAUCUAUGAAUGUCUAAAUCUGAGCAUAUGGUGCUUCAGAUUUACAAUCUUUGACAAUUGACUGUUUUCGUCUUCACAAUAACAGGAUCAUUUGGGACUAAUUUAAAAGCUUCAGCAAGCAAUCAUUGCAUAUGUUCAUACAUACUGCACUGGUAAUCUGUUUGGCCAAGGAUAACAUACGUAGGAAGCAUAUGUGACAUCAAACUGAGCUGUAUCUAAGAUAAUUUAAAUGGCACAGUGUUAAGGGGCUUUAAUAUUUUUAUAAAAGUACAGAAGAUUGUACCUAAAAUCUUCUGAUUUAAGUGCAGGAGAUUUGGGCAAUAACUCUAUGGGUGAUGGUAAUCGGUACCACCUACUAUUCUAAUUUCCUUGUGGAAAAGGAAGAAGUGAAGAAUGUGAAAAUACUGACGUUAAGAAAAUUACUAUAAGUCUAGUGCCAGAUUAUUUUGUUUUGAAACCUUGCAUUGUCCAUAUCCAUAAUAUAUUGGCAAAGCCGUGCACUCUUUACUUUUUGGUCUGAUCAAAAAAUGUAUGCUUAUUUCUGUUAGGAAUACAGAGUGAGUAAAACAAAUUAUGUUUGUUCCAAUUUAGCAAUUAAGGUGAAACAUUUUUUUGCAAGUACUUAUAAAGAAAAAUGUUACAAUUUUAAAUUGGGAAUUAAUUCUUCCAAUGUUGCUGAUUCUUUCACAAACCCUGUUGUUAAAAGCGUGGCUGAGUGCACUUGAAUAAAUCAAGGCAUUUGUGCUGAAACAAGCUUGCUGGAAGCCACCAUAUUUACCCUCAUGAGGUGGCAAGCUUAAUGAACCUGGAGACAACCUGUUAAAAAAUUAAGGGAUCUUAAAUGGAUGUCUGUGAACAUUAUUUUCUAAUUACGUUAAUUACUUCCAUGGGACGACAGUGAAAAGGCUUACAUUGUAAACUCCAAUAUAUAUCGCUAGCAAAAAUAUUUAACAAUUUAUUAUGAUCCUUCCCCUGUAACAAUCCCAGAGGUAGUAUGUGAAACUUUUUGAGAAUAUUUGUCUAUUAUAUCUGUGCAUUGGUCAGUGUUAUAAUUGUUGGAAUGUAAACAUUUACACUGAUAAAUCUGCUAUAAUGUGUCUUCAUUUUUAUUUUGAAAUAAUUGGUGACAAGCAGAAUCUGCAUUGAACUGGUGAUGUUGGAAGACUACUACAUAGACUUAUUAACAAAUGUUACAUCACUCGCAACUGUGUAUGAUCAUACUUUCCAGUUGCAAGGAGUUGCUAAUCUCAAUGUCACGAAAAAUGAUGAAAACAAUGUAAUUCAAUCUGCCCUGGGUACACCAGUGCACUUGUUUCUCCCCCUCAUCUGCAUUGCAGAGCACCAUGAUCUUAAAAUCUGUUUAUUGAAUAUCAUCAACCUGCUAAUAACCAAAACUAAAUGAGGUGUUGGUGACCCAAGUCCACCCUCUCUCUCCAUCUCCCCUCCAGUCAGCUCUGGAAGCAUAAUUUAAUUGUCUUAAUGUCUUCACUUCCUCACUCCAAAACAAUUGAAUAAUCUUCCCAGUUCUCUGGUUGCUCUUUUUUCAGGUACUAAUUGUUUUGUAUAUAUGGACUGAUCAGUAAACUGUUCAUUGCCACCUCAAAGUCCCCAUGUAAGAGAUUUAUUUUCAGGGGCAAAAAAAAUACGGUUGGAGAUACUCAGCAGGUCAGCCAAAAUGUGUGGAGAGUUAACAUUUCGCCCUGAUGACCAUUCAAUACAAUUUUUGAACUUUGUUAUUGCCCACCCUUUGCCUCUCCUCCACAUUUCUUGUUCAAUACUGAAACAUAAAAUCUAGUUAAAUAGAUAUUUUAGUUUUGGUAUUUCUGUGCAUUCUGUUCUAUGUAGGCUUGGAACUGAAUUAAAAGCUUGGCUUCUGGGCUGG